Carcharodon carcharias (great white shark) is the source of this 3155-nucleotide messenger RNA. Its product is annotated as serine protease FAM111A-like. Lineage: Eukaryota; Metazoa; Chordata; Chondrichthyes; Lamniformes; Lamnidae. The record is from RefSeq and is a predicted model, not a curated record. The coding region runs from base 232 to 2058 and encodes 608 amino acids. The transcript has 4 exons.
UCUUACCCACUAUGUGGUGCUGUGGAGUGCUGAUCUGUCGAAACUCUGCAGCAGACGGAGGGAAUCCUGUCGGGAAAGUUUUGUGUGUGCAGAGCAGAGGCAUGCAACAUCAAAUCCUGUAAGGCUACCACUGUGUCUGCAAAGGAACCAAAGUGAAAGGAACCUCGUUUUGAAUUUGUAAGGGAUAUUACAGCCUGUCAUUAUUCCAGUGAUAACCAUUGAAAAGGAACCAUGCCUCCUAAACAACCUAGGCGAUCCAAAUCACCUUUGAAACCACUAGGAAAAGAGAGCAUGCGUCCCUUUGUGAACAAGGUGAACAAUGAAAAUCAAUCUCCUGUCCCACUUUUGGGUAAAAAAACUCACACUGAAAGGAGGGAACCUCUCUCUGAAAGGAACGGCUCAAAUGGCACUGGUAAAAUGCCAGAGGCACCCGCGGGCAAGGUUACAGAGCACAGUGAAGAGGACAGAGUGAAAGAAUUCACGUUCAGCUUCCAAAGGAAUAGCACGGAACAUGUGGCAAGAGGGAAACUGGAUGAGAAUUUACACUCUGUUCUGAUGUCUUCUGAGGCAUUCAAGGAAGAACAGGGAAAAAACAAGGGGAAGAAUUUCCACAUAAUUGGGAAAAGGGAAUUCAUGGGUGCUGUUAAUCUAGGAAUGCCAUGCAAAUGUCUGCCAGAGAAGGCCCAUUUUGAAGUGAUAUUCUACCGAGAUAAUGGUGAGAUGUGCUAUCGGGCUGACGAUUCUUCAGGCAAGGAGUGUGUUGUGUUCCAAAUCAGAAGCACUGGGAAAUCAGCUGGCAAACUUGGCACAGCGCCAAAACAUAUCAUCAAGUGUGAGUCUCUACGAGGCAAUGGAUAUGACCUGUGUGUUUACGCCUUUGCAGGCGAGACUAUCCGAGAGGCUCUGUGUAAGGACAGGAGGUUCCUGCCCAUAAUUGAGCAGAAUAUGUGGAACCUGGUCGAAGGGCAGAGAUCUCUGCCGUUCAGCCUCACUGUAAAUGACCUCCACAACGAACACUUUGAAGUUAAACUGAGCAACACAAAGUUCAAAGCAGGAAAUAAGGAAGAAAAUGCCAGUGCCAGCAAGAACCAGGAGGAGGAGAAUGUGCCAGGAGGAGUGAAUGAGCUGCUCCAUAACCUGGUAAUGCAGGUUGAUCAAAGUUUGGGAAAGGAAAGAGGCAGUAAGUACCAUCAAAAGCAAUGGAAACUGUUGAAGGCAGAGUAUGGAAAGGUCACAAGUGACGGAAUUCCCAUUAUUGUCCACGAAAUGCUCGUGCGGUUGAGUGAGGCCGUUGGAUUCGUCAAAUGGAAUAACAAUGGGAUUCAAGGGACUGCCUCUUGCUUCCACCUCCGUAAUGGCCACAUUCUGACAUGUUACCAUGUGGUUAAGAUGAUCAUAGGAGACGGGGUGCCUGAGGAUGAGUGGGAGGCCAUAGUAGAGAAAUCCAUGAAGGUAAACUUUAGCUACAAAGAGGAGCAUCCUACUAGUGGAUGGUAUGAAGUUGACCCGUGGUUCGAAGUGUACAGCUUGGAUCUUGACUAUGCGGUGCUGAGACUGAAGGCCUGCAAUGGUCACGGAUCACAGCUUCCACCAGGUGUGUCACCCAUUGUAAUCCCCCCGCCCAGGAAUGGAGUGGUCUACAUUAUAGGUCAUCCUGAUGGGGUUCGCAAAUCCACUGACACUUGCAUCGUCAUCCCCCUUGAACAGCGAAAAAUUGGAUACUACAUACACGCUUUCGGUAGGUACAGUUUCAGAGAAAUCCAAAGUCCAGACAAGAUUACCUACAACAGUUGCUUCUUCCAUGGUGCCUCUGGUUCCCCAGUGUUCAAUUCCUCUGGUCUGCUUGUGGGAAUGCAUGCUGGAGGAUAUGAUUAUAACAUAGGUUCCAAGAUCAAUAGUGUGAUCGAAUACGGUCCAACCAUUAAAGCCAUUGCAGACCACAUGGAGAAGCAGCACCCAGAAUUUGUCAGGUCACUCUUCAUUAGUCAUGAUCAAAGACAGGAUGAGCAGAACAUACCAUCCAAUAACCAGGAGGAAGUUCCAAUGGAUGUCGAGUAAAUGGAGGCAACCAAAUGAGUUUAAAAUGGGCAGAUUUAAAAUUCUCAUCCUUUUUACAUCCGUGCCUCCCUUGUCUCCAAACUCGAUUAUUCCAAAAUUCCCUCACCUUGCAUCUCUCUAUAAAGUAAUUCAAAAUCUUCUUGUUUGUACACUGACUAACACCAAUUCCCAUUCAUCCAAGGACCCUUGUGUUUAGAAAUCUACCUGGGCUCCUGGUACUAUAGUGACUCAGUUUAAGAAUUCUCGUCUGUGAUUUUAAACCUCUCUGGAGGUCUUACCCCCCACUAUCUCGAUAACUACCUCCAGCCCUACAACUCUUUGAAAUUUUACAUUCCUCUAUCUCUAAUUCUGGCCUCUUGCAGAGCUCCUGAUUUUCAUCACUAUACUGCUGGCGAACAUGGCUUCAGCCACCUCGAUUCUAAGUUCUGGAAUUUCUUCCCUGCUCCUUUCCAUCUCUCUCUGCAUAUCUCCUUCCUCCUUAAGAUGUUGCUUGGUCACCUAGAGCCAUAACGGCUCAAUAGGAGGCUAUUCAGCCUAUCAAAUCCAUGCUGGCUCUCUGCAGAGCAGUCCCAAUCCCCCAUUGUUUCCCAGUAGCUCUGUAAAUUUAUUUUCCUCAAGUGCUCAUUCAAUUUCCUUUUGAAAUCUUUGAUCACCUCCACUUCCAUCACCCUCAUAGGCAGAGAGUUCCAGGUCAUUACCACCCAUCCUUUAGGAACAAAUCUUCCUCACAUGAGCCCGGCAAAACCUUAUUCCAUAUCCUUAUUGUGUCACCUAAUGCUUGUACCAUCAGCUGACGAACAGUUUUUCUUUGUCCGCCUUAUCUAAACCUGUCACAAUCUUGUACACCCCUAUCAGAAAUCCCCUUAACUUCACUCGGUCCGAGGGGAACAACUCCAGCUUCUCAAACCUGACCUUGUAGCGAAGGGGAAUAGUAGCAUGACUGACUACUAAGCGAGAGGUUUGACUAAUGUUAAAACAUUUAUUUUAAAUUUGUUCAUGGGACGUGGGCUUUGCUGGCUAGGACAGCAUUUAUUGCCCAUCCCUAAUUGCCCCUUGUUCAGAGGGAAUUUAAGUGUCAACCAUGUUGCUGGUGGGUC